Messenger RNA from Prinia subflava (tawny-flanked prinia), 10519 nucleotides. It is a transcript of the gene COL7A1, whose product is annotated as collagen type VII alpha 1 chain. Gene Ontology annotation, molecular function: protein binding; extracellular matrix structural constituent conferring tensile strength; serine-type endopeptidase inhibitor activity. Bases 191 to 9343 code for a protein of 3050 amino acids. Lineage: Eukaryota; Metazoa; Chordata; Aves; Passeriformes; Cisticolidae. Gene Ontology annotation, biological process: extracellular matrix organization. The transcript is spliced from 120 exons. The record is from RefSeq and is a predicted model, not a curated record.
GUCCUUUAGGCGGCCGGGCUGGGCGGGGGCCGAGUCGCUCUGCUCCCCCCCGACCGUACUUUGGGCCGCCCUCCAUAAAGGGGCGGGAGCGGCGGGGACCGGUGCGCGUCGGCACCGCCUGCGCUCGGCACGGCACGGAACGGCUCGGAGCGGUGCGGGACGGAGCGGCCCCGCGGGGGCGGCUUCCACAAUGAACAGCCAACUCCUGCUCCUGGCUGUGCUCCUGACGCUCCUGGGUCCUCCAGCUGCCAUGGCACAGAAGGGGAGCCAAGCAGUAUGCAAGGACGUGCUGGAGGCUGACAUCGCCUUCCUGGUGGAUGGUUCAUCCAGCAUUGGAAGGAACAACUUUCGUGCUGUCCGCACCUUCAUGGACAAGCUGGUGGGGCCCUUUGUGCAGGUAGUGGGUGAGAAGGCUGUGCGCUUUGCCAUGGCACAGUACAGUGAUGACCCACGGGUGGAAUUCCCAUUCUCCCAGCACACUGAUGGCACAAGUGUCCGGAGGGCCAUCCAGCAGCUGAGCUACAAGGGUGGCAACACGCGGACUGGCGCUGGUUUCCGAUACAUUGCUGACAACUUCUUUGGCCCCACACAGCGCCGGCCUGGGGUCCCCCAGAUCUGCAUUCUCAUCACGGAUGGCAAGUCCCAGGAUGAUGUCGAGGGGCCAGCAGGGCAGCUGAAGAGCCAGGGCAUCAAGGUCUUUGCCGUGGGUAUUAAGAAUGCUGACCACAAGGAGCUGAUCCGUGUGGCCUCAGUGCCUACUGAUGCCUUCUUCUUCUACAUUGGUGAUUUCAAGCUGCUGGACACACUGGUGCCACUGAUGACACGCAGGGUGUGCACGAGUGUUGGGGGCACCCUGCACCUGCUGGAUGGGCCAAGCCACACUGGCCCCUCCAACCUGGAGAUCUCGGAGCAGGGCCUCCACCAUCUGCAGAUCCGCUGGAGAGCAGACAGUGGUCCCAUCACUGGCUACCGGGUGCAGUAUGUGCCACUGACAGGGCUAGGGCAGCCAAUCAUGGCAGAGAGGCUGGAGGUGAGCGUGGGGCCACAGGAGACAAGCACUGUGCUACGGGGACUGCGUGUUGGGACAGAGUACCUGAUCACUGUCACUGCCCAGUACACCAACAGCAUCGGCAAGUCAGUGUCUGGCCGAGCAAGAACCCAAAGCCGUGCUGGCUCCACGGUGGAUUUUCGUGUGGUGGAGGUGGGACCAACCUUUCUGCGGCUGGCCUGGCAGCCUGCCCCUGAACCCCCCCGGGGCUACAGCCUCAGCUAUGCUGUGCAAGGAGCACCUCACAGGGAGGAGAAGAGCCUGAUGGCCAGUGCACAGUCAGCCACACUCAGCAACCUGCAGCCUGACACUGAGUAUGUGGUGAUGCUCCGGCCCCACUAUGCAGAGCAGCCCACUGCCCCUGCCACCCUCACUGCCCGGACACGGCACCUGGUGGGUGUGCAGGACUUGACUGUCCACAACGUCUCAGCACAGAGCAUGCUGCUGGCCUGGCAGUCUGUUGAUGAUGCUACAGGCUACCGGCUCUCCUGGGCAACCCGCACAGGGCAGGACAGGCACAGGGUGGACCUGGAUGCUGGGCAGAUGUCACACCCAUUGGUAGGGCUGCAGCCCAACACUGAUUAUGUCAUGACAGUGGCUCCACUCUUCAGGCAGCUGGAGGGGCCCACAGCCACUGUGUGGCAGAGGACAGGGACCAGAGACAUGGGCUGGGUGGCUGGCAGCACAAUGGCACAAGGUACCCUGGUCCAUGGGGUCCCUCUUGCAGAGGCAGGUACAGACCAGAUGCUGCAGACCAACAUCCUGAGCCCCACAUCCAUCCAGGUGCUGUGGACCAGUGCCCAUGAUGCUCAUGGCUACCGUUUGGAGUGGAAGAGAGCCACAGGACCAGAGGCCCCCAGAACAGUGUCUCUCCCCAGCAGCACCAAUACUUACCAGCUGAUGGGGCUGAAGCCGGGCACUGAGUACCACAUCACCCUCUAUACGCUGUAUGAUGGUGGGGAGGUGGCCACCCCUGUCAUCACCUUUCAGACAGGUGUGGAGGCACCCGUGGGUGAUGUGUCAGACCUGCGGCUUGUUGAGGAAUCAGGCAGGUGGGUACGGCUGAAUUGGACCGGUGUCCCUGGUGCCACCGAGUACAAAGUGGUGGUACGCAACAACCAGGAUGGCACAGAGAGGACAAGGCGCAUCCCAGGCAGCCAGACGGGGCUGGAGCUUGGUGACCUCCGGGAAGGCAUCACUUACCUGGUGCAUGUCUCGGCACUAGCAGGCAGUCAGGAGGGCAAUGCUACCACACUCACCAUCCGUCUCAAAGAUCCACAGGUGGGCAGCAUUUCGGAGCUGCGGGUGAUGGAGGCCGGUCCCAGCCAGCUGCGGGUCACCUGGCGAGGGCUACCAGGCGCUGGGGGUUACCUGCUGACUUGGCAAGGCAGUGAUGGUCUGAAGAAAUCCCGCUUCCUCCCUGCUGACCCCACCACCUUCACCAUCGAGGGGCUGCACACCAACACCGUCUACACUGUUGGUGUCUCAGCCAUUGUGGAUGGCCGUGAGGGCAGCCCUGUCACUGCCACAGGACAUAUAGUGCCGGAGCAGGUGGGGAAGGUGACCCAACUGAAGGUGCAGGCAUCCAGGAGCAAUGUUGCCCAUGUCACUUGGGUUGGUGUGCCGGGAGCCACUGCCUACCAUGUGGUGUGGAGCCGCAAGGAUGGGAGUUUGGAGAAUAGCCGGCGAGUUCCUGGCCACAUCAACUCCUUUGACGUCCCCAACCUGGAGGGAGGUGUCUCCUACACUGUGAAGGUGACGGCACUCAUUGGCAACCGGGAAGGCAAUCCUGUCUCCAUUAUCGUCACCACGCCAGAGGCAGUUCCCCUACACCCUGUCAGCGGCUUCCAGGUGACUAAGGCCUCAGGGCACCUCUUGCGCCUGACCUGGCUGCCAGUGGCUGGCAGCACCGGGUACCGUCUGUUCUGGCGCCUGGCUGAAGGGGGACCCCAGCAUAUCCAGCAGCUCCCAGCCACCUCCAACUCUUAUGAUGUGUUGGGACUGGAAUCGGGCCGGCGCUACCAUAUCAGCAUCACCAGCCUUACUGGCAGCCGAGAGAGUGAGCCAACCACCAUCAGUGCCAUCACCACUGCCCCAAGCCACAUCACCAGUCUGCGGGUGAUGGAGGUGCAGAGAGAUUCGGUGAUUCUUACCUGGACCCCAAUCCCUGGUGCCUCUGGCUAUGUCCUCUCCUGGAGCCCUCCUGCAGCUGGUGGAGAGAAGGGGCGGACACUGCCCAGCACUGCCAGCUCCCAGCAGGUCUCUGGGCUGCGCCUGGGCCAGCGCUACACCUUCACCCUCCGCCCACUCCUGGGGAGCAUACCAGGUGCUGAGGCAUCUGUCAGUGAGCGCACAGUCUGCAGGGAUGCCCUUGGUGACGUGGUCUUUCUAGUACAUGGCACCCGCAACAGCUCCUCUAGUGCUGAAGCUGUCCGCACCCUCCUCUCCAACACCGUGUCUGCCCUGGGGCGCCUAGGCCCUGAGGGCACACAGGUGGCCCUGGCCACAUACAGCUACCGCAGCCUACCCUGGCUGCUCCUUAACCGCUCCCGUGACCUGCCCACUGUGCUGGAACACAUCCGCACCAUGCGCUAUGAGGAGCCCAGCGGCAAUUCCAUCGGGGCAGCCAUCACCUUUGCCAGGACCUACCUGCUGAGUCCUGGUGCAGGGCGCCGUCCCGAGGUACCAGCAGUGCUGGUGGUUCUGGCUGACAGUCCUUCUGGGGAUGAUGCCAUCACUGUGGCCAGAGAUGUCAAGGCUGGGGGGAUACAGGUGCUGGCAGUGGACAUGGAGGGGGCAGACCGGGAGCAGCUCCAGCGCAUGGUCACCAGUGAGGACCCACGGUACAUCUACCAUGGCAGUGACCUGGCAGAACUGGAGGGAGAACUCAUUGAUGACCUCUGCACCAUCAUCUCCACCAUGCCAGUGCCCAAGCCAAAGCCCUGCACUGUGCAGUGCCCCAAGGGCGAGAAGGGAGACCGUGGUGAGGCAGGACUGCAAGGACAUAUGGGACCACCAGGUCUCCCUGGUCAGCCGGGUCGCCAUGGGCUUCCUGGCCCUCCAGGGGCACAGGGUCCACCAGGAGAGAGUGCUGAGGGUCUGGGCAAGAAGGGGGACAGGGGAUUUCCUGGAGCCAAUGGAUUACCAGGAAGCCCUGGGCGCCCUGGGAAUCCUGGAUCACCUGGGCAGCCAGGCAUCCCUGGUCUUCGAGGGCAUCCUGGGACACAAGGGCCCAUGGGACUUACUGGUCCAAAGGGGGAGAAAGGUGAACCGGGAGAGCCCAGGGUGAUCAUAGCUGGAGAACAGGGACUACCAGGCCAGAAAGGGGAGCCAGGUGUGCCGGGCAGCCCUGGCUCACCUGGAAUCCCAGGCCCACGGGGGCCCCUUGGUGAUCCAGGCUCGCCUGGUCCACUCGGACCCAUGGGGCUACCAGGACCUCCUGGAGAGUUUGUGAAGGGAGAAAAGGGUGACCGAGGGGAAAGGGGUCCCCCUGGAUUCAUAGAUGGGGCAGUACUUCAAGGGGAUCCUGGACCCCCAGGCCUGCCUGGAGACCCUGGACCUCGGGGACCUGUUGGGCCCCCUGGCCUGAAGGGAGAGAAGGGUGAUGGCAUAGAAGGUUUCCCAGGAUCACCUGGCCACCCUGGGGACCCAGGAGACAGGGGUCCUCGAGGACCACCAGGGCAGCAGGGCAGGAAGGGAGACCGUGGGACACCGGGUGAGCUGGGAGAGAAGGGCAAGAAGGGAGACCGUGGUGUGCCAGGCCCAGAAGGUCAGAAGGGUGAGAUGGGAGCCCCAGGGCACCCAGGGCCAUCAGGCAGAGAGGGAGCUCCGGGACCGGCUGGCCCCCGGGGGGAGAAGGGAGAUCCAGGACCACCUGGCAAGCCAGCUUCUAAUGUGGCUGGUGUUGGAGAGAAGGGUGACAGAGGCUUCCCAGGACCAGAAGGACCUCCUGGCCCCAAGGGUGACAUGGGAGAUAAAGGUGCCCGUGGUCCCCCUGGCCUGAGCAUCCCAGGGCCAGCUGGCCCCAAAGGCAAGCAGGGUGAUCGGGGUAUUGUUGGCCUCACAGGCAGGAGUGGCCCAAAGGGUGACCCAGGAGAGCCAGGGGAGAAAGGGGAGCCGGGCCGAGCAGGCACUCCUGGGCAGACCGGGAUGCGAGGCAAGGAGGGAGAGCGAGGAGAGAAAGGUGACGAAGGCACCCCGGGCGAAGCAGGUCUGCCUGGCAAACCUGGAGACAGGGGUCCCCGGGGCCUUCCUGGCUACCGUGGCCCCCCCGGUGAGAAGGGUGACCUGGGGGACCCAGGACCUGAAGGCAGGAAUGGCAGCCCUGGAGCACCAGGAAGCAAAGGUGACCGUGGGGACCCAGGGCCUCCUGGACCUCCAGGACGAACUCUUGAUGUUGGGCUUGGAGGAGUGGGGAGAAAGGGUGAGAAGGGGGACCCUGGGGACCCAGGCAAGAAUGGUGCGAAGGGUGCCCGGGGUGAUGCUGGCUCCCCUGGAGUGCCUGGAGAGAGGGGUGGGGAGGGUCCCCGUGGCCCCCCUGGCACACAGGGUGAUCCCGGGGACCAAGGCCUGCCAGGAGAGAAGGGGGACCGUGGCCCACCAGGGCUGGAUGGCCGCAAUGGGCUGGAAGGCAAACCUGGGCCCCCAGGGCCUGCUGGGCUGCGGGGGGACCCAGGAAAGCAGGGAGAUCCUGGCCGGGAUGGGCUGCCUGGGCUGCGUGGGGAGCAGGGACCACCUGGAUCAGUGGGUCCCCUAGGACCACCCGGCAUGCCUGGCAAACCCGGUGAGGAUGGCAAACCUGGCCUGAAUGGCAAGAAUGGAGAAGAUGGGACACCGGGAAAGGAUGGGAGAAAGGGAGACAAAGGUGAUACAGGACUACCUGGGAAAGAGGGCCAAAGCGGUGCCAAGGGCGAGCAGGGGGACAGAGGUGUGCCAGGCCCCCUUGGCCCCCCUGGCCUUCCUGGUGUCCCAGGGCAGGUUGGCCCCCCAGGCCAGGGCUCCCCAGGGCUCCGUGGAGUGGCUGGACCAAAGGGGGACCCAGGAGAGCCUGGACUUCGAGGGGCGCCAGGGCGACCUGGCAACCCUGGAGCACGCGGAGACCCUGGGACUACAGUGAACAUUGAACGUAGCCUGGAAGCACUUGGCAUCAAGAUUUCAUCCCUGAAAGAGCUCACAGGUGCCUAUGAUGGGAGCUCAGACUCGUUUCUGCUGGUGUCCGAGCGGCUGCGGGGCCCGAAGGGCAGUAGGGGAGAUCCAGGAGAAAGGGGGCCCCCAGGCCGAGAGGGCUCCUUAGGCUUCCCUGGCGAGCGAGGACCCAAAGGUGACAAGGGAGACCCAGGUACCCCCGGCCCCCAGGGCCCCAUGGGCCGGGCCAUGGGUGAGCGGGGUCCCGAGGGCCCGCCUGGGCAGCCAGGGGAGCCUGGAAAGCCAGGCAUUCCUGGGCUGCCAGGCCGGGCUGGGGAGCUGGGGGAAUCCGGGAGGUCCGGCGAGAAGGGUGACCGAGGCGAGAAGGGUGACCGAGGUGAGCAGGGAAGGGAUGGCUUGCCUGGACCUCCAGGGCCCCCAGGGCCCAAGGUGGACGUGGUGGAGGGCAGCCUGAUGGGCCUCCCAGGCGAACGCGGCCCCAUCGGACCCAAAGGAUCGAAGGGUGAGCCAGGAGCUGAGGGUGAACAGGGACCCAAAGGAGAUAAGGGUGAAGAUGGCUUGAGGGGUGACCGAGGGGAGCCUGGUGAGAAGGGCAGAGACGGUGCCCCAGGUCUCCCAGGCGAGAGAGGGCUGUCAGGCCCUGAGGGGAAGCCGGGCUUGCCAGGCUUUCCUGGCGUGCUGGGACGCCCGGGCAAUCAGGGAGACCCAGGACCCCCAGGACCUCCGGGCAGCACUGGCCCACCAGGGACCCAGGGCCCAACUGGUGCCAAGGGUGAUCCAGGGGAACCUGGUACCAGCAUCCGUGGCUUGCCUGGCCCCCAGGGCAACAUGGGCCUGCCAGGACCCCUUGGCCCUGCUGGCCCAGUGGGCCUACCGGGUGUCCCUGGGCUGCCAGGACAAGUGGGGGAGAGUGGGAAGCCAGGUGUGCCAGGCAGGGAUGGUGUGCCAGGGAAGGACGGCGAAGCAGGAGUGCCUGGGAAGAUGGGCUUACCGGGACCUUCGGGGCCUGCUGGUCCCAAGGGAGAGCCAGGGGAUGCUGGAGCUCCAGGGCAGGCCAUCACUGGCCCCCCUGGAGCCAAGGGAGAGAAGGGUGAGCCGGCGCUGCUGGAGGGUGUGCUGCUGGGAGAGCCCGGCUCCAAGGGUGACCGUGGCUUGCCAGGCCCCAAGGGUGACAAAGGGGAGCCAGGAAGAUUUGGAGAGCCAGGAGAUCCUGGGGAAGAUGGAGCCAAGGGAUCCUCUGGAGCCAAAGGGGAGAAGGGAUCACUGGGUGUUGGUGCACGGGGACCACCAGGACAGGACGGGCCUCCAGGUUUGAAGGGUGACACUGGCUUGCCAGGAUUACCAGGAUCCCCAGGCUUAGCAGGCAUUGCUGGGAUGCCAGGACAGCCAGGCCUGAGAGGGGACAAUGGACAGCCUGGCCCUCCAGGUCCCCCAGGAGAGAGGGGUUUGAUCGGCUUUCCAGGCAGGGAUGGCACCGCUGGACCACCGGGACCUGUGGGGCCCCCAGGGCCGGCUGGCAUACAAGGGGCCCCUGGCCUGAAGGGUGACAAGGGUGCUCUGGGGGUGGGGCUGCCAGGAGCCAGAGGUGAACGUGGUGACCCGGGACCACGGGGUGAAGAUGGACAUCCAGGGCCAGCAGGGGAUCGUGGGCCAGCAGGUUUGCCUGGGAACCGCGGGGAGCAUGGGGACAAGGGUGACCUUGGGGCCCCAGGACCCAAAGGAGACAAGGGUGAUACUGUGGUGGUGGAGGGGCCACCUGGAGAACGGGGCAGCAAGGGGGAGCCGGGUGAACGUGGCCUGAAGGGCACAGAAGGCGACAAGGGGAACAAGGGGGAACAAGGCAUGCUCGGAGAGAAGGGCACAAGGGGUGAACAAGGAGAGAAGGGCUCCAUGGGCUUCCCUGGGGCACGCGGCCCUAGCGGGCAGAAGGGAGAGGUUGGAGCGCCAGGAGAGCCUGGUGAGCCAGGUCAGCCUGGCCGUGAUGGGAUCCCUGGGGCCCGGGGAGAGAAGGGGGACAUGGGACCCCUGGGCAUGCGUGGCCUCAAGGGUGAUCGGGGCAUGAAAGGUGCCUGUGGCCUCAAUGGAGACAAGGGCGAGAAGGGAGAGCCAGGGAUCCCGGGGCGCUCAGGACUGUCAGGGAGGAAAGGCGAGCCGGGAGAUCUGGGUCUGUCAGGACCACCAGGCAUUCCUGGAAAGGAAGGGCUCAUGGGACCCAAGGGUGACCGGGGAUUUGACGGGCAGCAGGGAGCCAAAGGAGACCAGGGGGAGAAAGGAGACCGGGGUGCCCCUGGUGUUAUGGGUGGCCCAGGUCCCCGGGGCAGUGAUGGAGCUCCUGGCCCCCCUGGCCCCUCAGGGAGCAUUGGCCCACGAGGUCCUGAGGGCAUGCAGGGCCAGAAGGGGGAGAGAGGCCCCCCUGGACAGUCAGUUCCAGGUGCACAGGGUGUGCCCGGCAUCCCCGGCGAGAGAGGAGAGCAGGGCAGUCCUGGUACCCAUGGACUCCGUGGGGAGAAGGGGGAGCCAGGCAUGACGGAAGAGGAGAUCCGUGACUUCGUCAGGCAGGAGAUGAGCCAGCACUGUGCCUGUGGUGGCCACUUUCCACAGCACCAGGAUUCACGUGAGCACUCAGGAGGCUGGGGGCCUCAGGCCAGGAGCAGCUUCCACUCUGCACAGGGAAUAGGAAGAACCGUCCGUCAGGAGAGACAUCAUGACCAAACAGGGUCCUUCUCCACUCAGCCAUUCCCUGCUGGCAGCACCCACAUAGUCCCUGUACUCAAGUUGUCACACACUGAGGAGGAUGAGGGGCAGGACAGGCAGAUCAUGCUCGACAAUGAUGACCUCAGGUACGACAGCAUGGAUGGAGAGGAGCAGGACUACAAUGAGGUCUCAGAGAUGGACAGCUUGGAGCAGUCUACAGUGGAUGCUGGGCCCUGCAGGCUGCCGCUGGACGAGGGGGACUGCCAGCGCUACACCCUGAGGUGGUACUACAACCAAAGAGUCACCGAAUGCCGGCCCUUUGUCUACAGCGGCUGCCAGGGCAACCACAACCGCUUCGACAGCAAGGAGGAGUGUCAGCUGCACUGUGGGCAGCACCCAGGGUCAGAUUCCCGUGGCAGUGCCGGCAGCAAGGUGGGAGGGCAGCCAAAGGUGUAGGUGCAGGCAGUGUCUUGGCAGGCAGGGCUACCUGGAAGUGGGGCCCAGCUGCUGCCCUGGCCAGGGCUGGGCUUCCCAUGGUGGCAGUGGCCAUGUACCCACCAGCCCCAGCAGGAACCUGGUGCUAUUUCUAACCUGUCUUUAUGCUGCUCAUGGGUUUUUCAUUUCAUAUCAAUUUAUUGUCAUUAAGUUGAAAUUUAUAUGACAUGGGAAAUUGCCUCCCACCAAGGCUUUGAACCCCCUUUCCCACUGGGCUGUUCUCAGUUUGAUUUUUAAAUUAUUGCCAAUAGAAUGGUUCUUAGCCCUGUUCCUGCUCUGUGGAAGCAGAGCUGGGGCUUGGCAUAGUUGGGCUCCCACCCCUCCCAAAAUACCCUUGUACUCUUUCCGGCCCCACACAGACCCCCAAACUCCCUCUCUGCUCCCCGCUCUCUGCUAGGACAGCUGCCCGCAUCCUUAUACCAGGCAGUGCCUUCCCCACCUGGCAAUGAGCUCCAUCUGAAUAAAUUUCACCUUAGCCUCAACUAGGGCCCAGUUCCCCUUUUGUGGCUGUGAUGGUUUGGCAAUGACCUGUGGGGAGACUGGAGGCUCUUGCCAUGUGCUACCCACCAGCUCACACGCCUGCCAGCAGCACAUGUGUCUAAUCCAGGGAAUCUCACCUGCACCCCCAGGCCUGUCAGGGAAACCCUGAGGAUGGUGCUAGGUUAGAAGAGGUUCCUGCUUGCCUACACUUACUCUCAAAGGCUUUGUGAAAGUGAUGCUGGCUGACAGGGUUGCAGCCCCUGCUUGCUCCCAUCCCCAGGAGUGAGUAGGGACAUGCUCUUCACUGCCCAAGAGCCCCAGGGGCUGCCAGGUGAGCUUUGGGGCCCCCAAACCUACUGCUGUUCUCUGUGUAUGUCUAUAUACAACAAAUGUAUAUAUGUACCAGUGCAGGGGGGAUGUGUAUUAAAGCUGUGCUCACAGGGAGAUGUCACGCUUCUUGGCACAUUGAUGGAGAUGUCUGUGGAGUUUGGGGACAGCUGUUGACUCAGGUAUGCCCCCUGCCCACCCCAGCUGGGCUGCUCUUUCCAGCUGCCUGCUGCUGGCAGUGCUGGCUGGGGUUCCUCACCCCUUCCAGGGAGCUCAGUGCCCCAUCCCUAAGCCCAGCGCGUGCCAGCUGAUGCAAGCCAGGCCAUGACC